AUUUCUUUAGCCAAAAUGAAUCCGAAGGGAGGGAAAAUCAUAAACCCUAAACCAGCAGAACAUCACUCCCUCCCUCUCUCUCCCUCUAUGUAAUAUAUCCAUAUAUUUGCAAAACCUUUUGAUGUGAUACUAUGUAUCUAUGCGCGGACUUGUGUAUCUAUACAGUAUUAAUUUCUUGGAGUUGAAGACUUCUCCUCGCAGAUUCUGCUUAGGGUUUUUGGGUCGACUGUGUAAAGGGUUUUGAACCAUUUCUUUUCACCAAAUACAAUGGCGAGGCUACUUCGAAACGCCUCGUAUAUUAGGCGCUCUCUAUUGGCCCCUCAGGUUCCUGGAAAAGGUUUUUUGGUAAUGUCUUCUGAGAUGUGCAAUUUUUCUACAAAAGGUAAAAGGAAAUCUAAAUCAGAUGGAAGUGACUCCAACGAUGAAAAUCUGUCCAAAAAAGAUCUUGCCCUACAACAAGCGUUGGAUCAAAUUACUACUUCAUUUGGAAAGGGAUCUAUCAUGUGGUUGGGUCGGUCUGUCUCUCAUAAACAAGUUCCAGUGGUGUCUACAGGAUCAUUUGCUUUGGAUAUAGCUCUGGGUAUUGGUGGAUUUCCAAAGGGACGUGUUGUGGAGAUAUAUGGUCCAGAAGCUUCUGGAAAAACAACUCUUGCUCUACAUGCUAUUGCUGAAGCACAGAAGCAAGGAGGUUAUUGUGUUUUUGUUGAUGCUGAACAUGCUCUUGAUCCAGCACUUGCUGAGGCUAUUGGCGUAAAUACUGAAAAUCUGCUUCUAUCACAGCCAGAUUGUGGCGAACAAGCUCUCAGUCUUGUGGAUACCUUAAUACGGAGUGGUUCAGUAGAUGUUGUUGUUGUAGAUAGUGUUGCUGCUCUUGUGCCCAAAGGUGAACUCGAUGGUGAGAUGGGUGAUGCACACAUGGCAAUGCAAGCUAGAUUGAUGAGCCAGGCACUUCGCAAAUUGAGCCACUCUUUAUCUUUAUCACAGACGAUUUUGAUAUUUAUAAAUCAGGUCAGGUCCAAGCUAGCUACCUUUGGGUUUGGUGCGUCCACAGAAGUCACCUGUGGUGGCAAUGCUUUAAAAUUUUAUGCUUCUGUACGCCUAAACAUUAAGAGGAUAGGAUUCGUCAAGAAGGGAGAUGAGACCGUUGGGAGUCAAGUUCUAGUGAAGAUUGUGAAGAACAAGCAUGCCCCUCCAUUUAAAACUGCAGAAUUUGAGCUCGAGUUUGGCAAAGGGAUAUGUCGUGAGUCGGAACUAAUAGACUUGGGAUACAAGCACAAGUUGAUAACAAAGAUGGGAGGUCCUUUUUCCAGUAUGAAUGGUCAGACCUUUCGUGGGAGGGAUGCCCUCAAACAAUACCUUAUUGAGAACACUGAUGCUAGAGAGGAACUGGUGAUGAAGCUUAGAGAGAAGCUGCUCUACUCUCAGAUGGAGAAGGGAAAGGAGGCUGAAACGGAGGGUCUGAAUGGAGACCCUGCAGAGGUGAUUAUUUCACCAGAUUCAACUGAUGAAGAAGCAAUAGCUGAGGCAUGAGAUUGCAAAUGACCACGAGAUAUAAGUUAAAAAUGCCCCCACAUCCCUUCACAGGUUUUGUCCAAAUGCCUUCUGAAAUCUGCAGUAACAUUUUCCUGAUCGGCUGAUGAUAUUGGAUGGCUUCUCUGCUAUAAAGCUGGCCGCUCAUGCCUUACCCUCGGCAUAAUUUUCCUAAACAAGCUACCUUUUGAAUUAAUGCUGUCAUUGUACUUAUUCUGUCCUUGUAUAUCACAGUUUUGAUUUCAGAAGGAACCACUUAGAAACUGCAGGUUCCUUCUUGUGUCCUGCACUCGGCCCCAUUUUUAACUAUAAAUUGUUACAAACUGCACUUAUUGCAUUCUGGGGGCCGUGGCCCUCUACGUUUGUAGUUCAAUUUCGUAAGUGAGAAGAUAUAUUUUUCCAGCAUUUAUGCCUUCUUUUCUAUAGAAAAUCUUAAAUUCAUUUAGAU
Messenger RNA from Diospyros lotus (date-plum), 1978 nucleotides. RefSeq names its product DNA repair protein recA homolog 3, mitochondrial. Gene Ontology annotation, biological process: DNA repair. Gene Ontology annotation, molecular function: ATP-dependent DNA damage sensor activity; single-stranded DNA binding; ATP binding. The transcript has 8 exons. The record is from RefSeq and is a predicted model, not a curated record. NCBI's taxonomy places the organism in Eukaryota, Viridiplantae, Streptophyta, Magnoliopsida, Ericales, Ebenaceae. Bases 268 to 1530 code for a protein of 420 amino acids.